Porites evermanni is the source of this 909-nucleotide messenger RNA. Lineage: Eukaryota; Metazoa; Cnidaria; Anthozoa; Scleractinia; Poritidae. The record is from the annotation of a GenBank genome assembly.
AUAUACAAUUUUAAAAAUUCGGUUAUACAAGCAAUGAAGCAAGCUUCAUUCAUCGCCACCUGUGUCUUCAACGCCUUCUUCGGUUUUACCGCCAUAACGCUUAACAUUGUAACAAUACACGCUCUGAGAAAACCAUUGACGAUACCAAGAGCUGUAAAAACAUUACUGCUGAGUCAGGCAGUAUCUGAUCUUGGUGUUGGGUUACUGGUUCAACCUUUGUACGUUGCAUUCCUUGUCAUGAUGAUAAAAGAAAACACUCAAACUCGAACUUUUGAGAUUAUGAAUGACCUUUACGGAAACAUAGGGAAUUUUUUUACUUUCGCCUCGUUCUUUGGCGUUGUUGCUUUAGCUACAGACAGAUUCCUGGCCAUUCAUCUCCAUCUGAGAUACCAGGAACUCGUAACUCACAAGCGCGUUGUUACUGUAGUGAUCUCGACUUGGAUCUUAAGUGCGAUUGUGAUGUUGCUUUUGGGAUGGAUCUCGUCAGAUGUCGUCACGAUUAUUUUUUUAACUGUUGAUGGUGUUUGUUACCUAACAACAGCCUUGUUUUAUUUCAAGAUUUACUCAGCCGUACGUUACCACAGUAAUCAAAUGCAAGUCUUGGAAGAACAGUUAGCACAGAACAAUGGGGGAGAUAUGGAAAAUGCUGCUAGAGAGAGAAAGGCUGCAGUUGAUACAUUCUACGUCUUUCUUGUGUUUCUGAUUUGUUAUCUGCCAAACAUGUGUUACUGGAUUAUCCAAACAAGCACCGGACCAAGUACGGUGUUAUGGCACUUUGGACUUCAUUCUAACACGCUGAUGCUCCUCAAUUCAUCUCUCAAUCCCCUGAUCUACUCCUGGAAGAUGAGACCUGUUCGACAUGCUGUCAUGGAAAUACUGAGAAACAUAUUACCAAAUCUACACCAGUGA